Messenger RNA from Aspergillus terreus NIH2624, 1188 nucleotides. Its product is annotated as putative ATP binding protein. Gene Ontology annotation, molecular function: GTPase activity. The record is from RefSeq and is a predicted model, not a curated record. The transcript has a single exon. The coding region runs from base 1 to 1188 and encodes 395 amino acids. Lineage: Eukaryota; Fungi; Ascomycota; Eurotiomycetes; Eurotiales; Aspergillaceae.
AUGUCUCUCUCUACAGGCUCCGGAAAGACAACGUUCAUGCAGCGCAUCAACUCAUACCUCCACUCUCAAAAGCGCAUCCCCUAUGUUCUGAACCUCGAUCCCGCCGUGUACUCCGUGCCAUUUGAGAGCAACAUCGACAUCCGCGACUCCAUCAACUACAAGGAGGUGAUGAAGCAGUACAACCUGGGUCCCAACGGCGGCAUCAUUACCUCGCUCAACCUAUUUGCGACAAAAGUCGACCAGAUCAUCUCUCUCCUGGAGAAACGCACCGCCCCGAACCCGAGCAACCCCUCCGCCAAACCCAUCGAGCACAUCCUCGUCGACACACCGGGUCAAAUCGAGGUGUUCGUGUGGAGCGCUUCCGGGAGCAUCUUCCUGGAGACUCUGGCGUCGUCAUUCCCCACCGUCAUUGCAUACGUGAUUGAUACCCCGCGCACGAGCUCAACAAGCACCUUCAUGAGCAACAUGCUGUACGCGUGCAGUAUUCUGUACAAGACAAAGCUGCCCAUGAUCCUGGUGUUCAAUAAGACGGAUGUGCAAGACGCCGAGUUCGCGAAGGAAUGGAUGACCGACUUUGAUAAGUUCCAGCAGGCCCUGCGCGAGGAAGAGGAAUCCGGGGCGUUCGGUUCCGAGGGCGGGGCUGGCGGCGCCGGUGGCGGCAGCGGGUAUAUGGGCUCGCUGCUGAACAGCAUGAGUCUGAUGCUGGAGGAGUUCUAUCGGCAUUUGAAUGUCGUCGGAGUCAGCUCGAUGACAGGAGACGGAAUUGACGAGUUCUUUGAGGCUGUUGAGGAGAAGCGGCAGGAGUUCGAACGCGACUACAAGCCGGAGCUGGAGCGGAAGAAGAAGGAGCGCGAAGAGAUGAAGGCCAACCAGCGGGAAAUGGAGCUCGGCAAGCUGAUGAAGGACAUGAAUGUCUCCGGCUCCAGCCGCCCCAAGCGUGCGGAGGAGGCCGAGACUGUUAGUGAAGCUGAAGAGGAGGAAGAAGAGGCUGCGGCUGCGAGUCGGAAAGGAGAGUUUGAUGCCCCAGACGAUGUCGAUAGCGAUGAUGAAGAUGAGGUCCUUCGCGCUGGGAAUGACGAAGGACUAUCCCAGCGCUACAAAGAGGCGCUGGCCGAUUCAAAGGGCGCUCCGUCCGACCAAGACCUGAGUUUCAUGAGAUACUUGCGGGCAAGCAAUAUCAAUCAAUGA